AUGACGUUCUGCGAGCAAGGGUGUCAUGGUGGUGUGUACCAGAGGAAGCUCUACAGGGAGCUGAUGGUGAACUACAACCGCCUGGAGCGCCCCGUCCACAACGACUCCGCCCCCAUCGUGGUGGAGCUGGGCCUCACCCUGCUGCAGAUCAUCGACGUGGAUGAAAAGAACCAGGUGAUGAUCACCAACGCUUGGCUGCAACUGCACUGGACGGACGCCUACCUGAUGUGGAACCCAGAGAACUACCCGGGAGUGCAGACCAUCCGGUUCCCCUCCAGCCAGGUGUGGGUCCCGGACAUCCUGUUGUACAACAGUGCAGAUGAGCGCUUCGACGCGACGUUUCACACCAACGUGCUGGUCAACUCCUCAGGGGCCUGCCAGUACAUCCCCCCUGGGAUCCUGAAGAGCACCUGCUACAUCGACGUCCGCUGGUUCCCCUUCGACGUGCAGAAGUGCGACCUCAAGUUCGGCUCGUGGACCCACAACGGCUGGCUGCUGGACCUGCAGAUGAUGGACGUGGACAUCUCCACGUACAUCCCCAACGGGGAGUGGGACCUCGUGGGCGUGCCGGCCAAGCGUAACGAGCUGUACUACGAGUGCUGCAAGGAGCCGUACCCCGACGUGACCUUCACCGUCACCAUGCGCCGGCGGACGCUCUACUACGGCCUCAACCUGCUCAUCCCCUGCGUGCUCAUCUCCGGCCUGGCUCUGCUCGUCUUCCUGCUGCCCGCCGACUCUGGAGAGAAGAUCUCUCUGGGUAUCACCGUCCUCCUCUCCCUGACCGUCUUCAUGCUGCUGGUGGCUGAGAUAAUGCCGGCCACCUCCGACUCCGUCCCUCUCAUAGCCCAGUACUUUGCCAGCACCAUGAUGAUCGUCGGAUUCUCUGUGGUGGUGACCGUACUGGUGCUGCAGUUCCACCACCACGACCCCCACGGAGGGAAGAUGCCCAAACUGGUCAGAAUAAUCCUCCUAAACUGGUGCGCCUGGUUCCUGCGGAUGAAGAAGCCCGGCGAGGACGCCAAGACGCCCGCCUGCCCCGUCAACCCCGUCCACCCCCAGGCCCGGUACUCCCACGCCAGCGCGCCCCACCACCACGCCAGCGUCAACAGCAUCCAGAUGUCCACUGUCCCGGGCCAGGCCUCCACCCACCCCCUGUCCUCCGCCCACGGCGCCACCGCCAGCGCCACCGCCACCAACGGCAGCAUGAACCUCUACUUCGGCUACCACUCCAUGGGCACGGAUAACCCCGCCUUCCCCCCCAGCAGUGCCGACUCGGGGGUGAUGAUGUGUGCCAGCGGCGGCGGCGGCGGCGGCGGCGGCGGCGGAGGUGGCAGCAGCCAGGCCAGCGACGUCCACUCGGAGCACAUGCGGACGCUGCUGAUGGAGCAGGUGCCGGAGAUCUCCCGCAUCCUGGAGGAGGUGCAGUACAUCGCGGGCCGCUUCCGGGCCCGCGACCGGGGCGACGCCAUCUGCAGCGAGUGGAAGUUCGCGGCGGCGGUGGUCGACCGGCUCUGCCUGGUGGCGUUCUCUCUCUUCUCCAUCAUCUGCACGUUCACCAUCCUCAUGUCGGCGCCCAACUUCAUCGAGGCCGUGUCCAAGGACUUCACAUGAGGACGCCGUUCCCUCGUUCCUCUAAACCCCCAGGCCCAAACCCAUCCCUCCGCCACCAGCACCGCCAUCUUCCUCAGAGACGAGACGAUGAAGAGACCCAGAAAAACCUAACACCAUAAAAGCUGCGCCUCCCGCGGUUAUUCCUUUGUAGCAACCGUAGCGCGCGCCGGUCUCCUGCGAGAUCACCGUAGGAUCCAGCUCCUGCUCGAUAGACCUCUGGGUGUUAUAGCAUUGUGUGCUUCAGCUCCUCACUACACCUCCCCAGUCGGCAGGUUCUCUUACCUUUAGAGGGGGGAGACUGCAGCUUCACAUGCACUUCAGUAGCUCAGUUUAAUGUCAUCCGUUGUGUUUCGCGUUUCCCUCAAUAGACGUAUGA
Molecule: messenger RNA, 1987 nt
Organism: Gadus chalcogrammus (walleye pollock)
Lineage: Eukaryota; Metazoa; Chordata; Actinopteri; Gadiformes; Gadidae
Gene: chrna8
Product: cholinergic receptor, nicotinic, alpha 8
Exons: 10
Coding region: 1-1611 (536 amino acids)
Biological process (GO): monoatomic ion transmembrane transport; signal transduction; chemical synaptic transmission
Cellular component (GO): postsynaptic membrane; neuron projection; synapse
Molecular function (GO): acetylcholine-gated monoatomic cation-selective channel activity; transmembrane signaling receptor activity
Source: RefSeq, a predicted model, not a curated record